GCAGCAAAUUAACACAAAACAUGAAAACUUCGUCGCCAUCGUCGCCUUCGACUGCAAAGAACCCGUCCACUCGUUGAUAUCUAUCAUACCCACCUUGCAAUGAAGUCAUUUGCUAUUCUCUCCUUGUUCAUUACUGCUUCUUUGGCACAGUCUUCUUCCAGUUCCAAUCCUUUCAUUCCUUCAGGAAUCAGCCAAGGCUGUUCAGACUAUUUAACAAGUCUGGACAGCAACAGUAGCUUCUCCUCCUGCACAACCCCAAUUAUAUCUGCGACAUCUGCGUUCGCACCAGGAGCCAACUCGAGCAACAUCACCACGAGUACCAUUAACACUGCAUUGAGCAACCUCUGCUCAUCAUCUGCGUUCAACGCAUGCCCUGAUAGCACUGUUCGCUCUCAGUUGAUGUCUUACUACUCGGCAUGCUCAGCAGAACUUACAACGAAUCUCAAUACCGAUGUCCUCAGGACUUAUGAUGUCCUCUAUGUCCUGACGCCACUCAGAGAAGCCGUAUGCUCAAAGUCUGACAACGGGCAAUACUGUGUCACGCAGCUGAACACCACGUCCGGUAGUUCUGCUACUGGAAAUGUGGCUUUGGCGACUUCCAACACACAACAAGCGUUGCAGCAAUACCUAUAUACAACUCCUGGUGGCGGGGCUUCCGCACGUCGGGAUAUCAGCAACUCUACUACUGCACUUAUUCCCAACACCACGACAUUUCAGGAUACCAAUCUCGUAUUCCUCUUCCUUAAUUCCAACAUGAAUUCAACCCAACUCUGCACCACCUGCACACGCAACAUUCUCACGUCAUACAUCACGUUCGAGUCCAGUCUCCCUUACGCCCCAGGUUUAAACAACAGUUUGCUGCUCCGUGGUCAGACUGCUCUUUACAGUACCACCGUGUCAACUUGCCCGAGUGGCUUCUUGAGCGGCGCUGUGCAGGCCGCCGGCGGCUUGUCUAGCGGCUUUAUAGGUGGUAGCCCCCGAUCAAUCAGUGCAGAUGUAUCGUUGCUUGUCGGUGCUAUCUUGGGACUCAUAGCCGAUAGUUGUGGAAUUUCGAUGGUUGUUUAUGGUGACCGGAACGGAAUUGUCUAUUAUUAUACCUAUGGUGAUUUCUCUUUAGACAAAUAAUCUCCAGGCAUCAUCUUUGAAGUCGUUUGUCAUCUUCCUUUUCACCUUUUGAUCCUUGUGGGUAUGAUGUGUUUGGAUUCAGUUCAGUCGUGUUGCCCGGUAUCGAGUCGGCGUAAUGAUACCAACGUACUCAUCUCAUCGACGAUACAAUAAGCUUGUUGGCUGUGCCGCGAGCCUCAGGAUUGUUACAUACACCAGUACUGUUGUGUAAUGACUUGUUGAGUUUCGGUUGUUGUGCUGAAUGGACAAAC
Suillus subaureus is the source of this 1376-nucleotide messenger RNA. RefSeq lists its product as uncharacterized. The record is from RefSeq and is a predicted model, not a curated record. The transcript is spliced from 4 exons. The coding region runs from base 100 to 1125 and encodes 341 amino acids. NCBI's taxonomy places the organism in Eukaryota, Fungi, Basidiomycota, Agaricomycetes, Boletales, Suillaceae.